UAUUAGCGACUGCAUCAGUCUUCAUUUGCAGGCCGAACUAUUUACAACGACUAUAAUGUUCAAGUUAGUAGUUCUAGCAGCGCUUUGCGCCUUCGUUGCCGGCAAACCCAGCGUGGGGCACGAUGCCAUUCUCGCUCAUGAUGCUACAUUUGCCCAUCUACCCGCGGCCGUUAGCCACAGCUACGUCAGCCACCCAGUGGUCGCCCACCACUACGAAGCCGUCGCCGCUCCAGUUGCUCACGUAGAAACUGUCGCUCAUGAAGCUAAAAUCUCCCACGUGCCAGCCGCUGUUACUCACAGCCAUAGGGCCGACUACAUCAGCAACCCAGUGGUCGCACGUACCCACGUCGUCGCUCCAGCUGUUGCUCACUACGAAGCCGUGGCCGCCCCAGUCGCUCAUGUGGAAACUGUCGCCGCUCCAGUGAUCGCUCACGAAGCUAAGAUCUCCCACGUGCCAGCCGCCGUCAGCCACAGCCACAGGACCGACUACAUCAGCAACCCAGUGGUCGCCCGCACCCACGUUGUAGCUCCAGCUGUUGCUCACUACGAAGCCGUGGCCGCCCCCGUCGCUCACGUAGAAACUGUCGCUCAUGAAGCUAAAAUCUCCCACGUCCCAGCCGCCGUUACCCACAGCCACAGAGCCGACUACAUCAGCAACCCAGUGGUCGCACGCACCCACGUUGUAGCUCCAGCUGUUGCUCACUACGAAGCCGUGGCCGCCCCAGUCGCUCACGUAGAAACUUACGCCGCUCCAGUGAUCGCUCACGAAGCUAAGAUCUCCCACGUGCCAGCCGCCGUCAGCCACAGCCACAGGACCGACUACAUCAGCAACCCAGUGGUCGCCCGCACCCACGUUGUAGCUCCAGCUGUUGCUCACUACGAAGCCGUGGCCGCCCCCGUCGCUCACGUAGAAACUGUCGCUCAUGAAGCUAAAAUCUCCCACGUCCCAGCCGCCGUUACCCACAGCCACAGAGCCGACUACAUCAGCAACCCAGUGGUCGCACGCACCCACGUUGUAGCUCCAGCUGUUGCUCACUACGAAGCCGUGGCCGCCCCAGUCGCUCACGUAGAAACUUACGCCGCUCCAGUGGUCGCUCACGAAGCUAAGAUCUCCCAUGUCCCAGCCGCCGUUAGCCACAGCCACAGGACCGACUACAUCAGCAACCCAGCGAUCGCACAUACCCACGUUGCCCACGUAGCCGCUCCAGUCGCUCAUCAUGUUGAAGCCUUCGCCGCUCCAGUCGCUCAUCAUGUUGAGGCCGUCGCCGCUCCAGUCGGUCACCACGUUGAAACGAUCGCCGCUCGCUUUUCCGCCCCAAUUGUCGCUCAUGCCGCUCCCGUCGCUCACGUAGCCACCAUCGCCAAAUCCGCCCCGGUCGCUACCGCCGUAUCGCAAUCCGUCGUUGAACAUCACGCUCCCGUUUCUCACGUUGUAUCCGAGGUUGCCGCUGCCCCAGUCGCCCACCACGUUGGAUACGUUGGUCAUUUGGGAUACGCCGCCCCUUGGGAGCAUUAUGGUCGUAGUUGGUAAAAAUGUAUGUACUGAUCAAUAAUUUUAAUUAAAAGGCGAUAAAUAUACUCUGAUUGUUU
This is a messenger RNA of Photinus pyralis (common eastern firefly), 1590 nucleotides long. RefSeq names its product histidine-rich protein PFHRP-II-like (gene MFK3-17). Bases 56 to 1531 code for a protein of 491 amino acids. The transcript is spliced from 2 exons. Lineage: Eukaryota; Metazoa; Arthropoda; Insecta; Coleoptera; Lampyridae. The record is from RefSeq and is a predicted model, not a curated record.